GACACAAAGCAGAAGGCCGUUGUAGAAGUAAGGAAAACUGGAUUGCGUUAAUAAACAUCGAGAUGGCACUGCGACCGAUUAACCUGGACACCUUCAGCUUGUCUCUGCUCACUGCCAAAGAGGACAUCCUAAACCCCCGCGCAUCUACUAACUGGGCUUUGUUCUCAUAUGAUGGUGUCACCAACAACCUGAAGCUCUCUGAUUCUGGAGCUGGUGGUUUGGUGGAGCUGGCAGGGAAGUUUCACAUUAGUAAACCCAUGUAUGGGCUCUGUCGCCUGGGCAUGACAGAGAUGGGUGUUCCCCAGAUAGCCAUGAUCUGCUGGGUUGGUGAAAACGUGGAUGAAUACCGCAGGAAGGAAUGUGCCAGCCACGUGCCCGCAGUCCAGGCCUUCUUCAAGGAGGCUGUGUGUGUAACUGCUCUGAGCAAAGACGACGUGACAGAGGAGAAGAUUGGAGCGGUUAUGACGAAAGCACGCCCUCCGUUGGAUAGAAUGAGGAGACACUCCAGGCCUGUGGAAAAGGAGGAGACAGUCGGUACCAACUACAGGAAGACAAAUGCUGCCAUGGAGAUGAGACGGAUAAACAGGGAUUCGUUCUGGGCACAAGCAGAGCGUGAGGAAGAGAAGAGAAAAGAGGAAGAGCGCAGGAGGGCAGCGGAGGAGCGGAGACGUCUUGAGAGAGAGAGGAUCCUACAGGAACGGAGAGAGGCAGACGAGAGAGACAGGAAGAUGAAUGAAAAGAUGCAGAUGAUAGAGGAGCAGAGGAGAAUUCAGGCUCAGCUCGAGGCAGAAGUGAGGAAACAGGAGAAGGCCAGAUGGGAGCAGCAGCAGAGGGAGCAUGAGGAGGAUAUGAGAGUUCGCUUUAGACGCAGUGAAUCCAUCGAGAAAGCAGCCGAGGCAGCAGCACUUGUUUCCCAGCGCACAAUGAACCCACGGGAGUUUUUCAGACAGCUUUCCUCAUCUUCACAGAGUCCGGCCAGUCCUUUAUCCCCACGCACAGUCAAACCUCCAUUCCGUCGUUACCAGCGCAGUCUGACCGACACUGCCUUCAUCUUCGAGAAGUCCGACAACAGCCUUCCCACCUCUCCCAUCAGCCCCUUCCAGAACUCUCCGUUCUCCCGCUCCCCCGGCACACCCCUAAACAGAACCGUGUCUCCGCCCAGUCCCAACUUUCGUCCAAUCACAUUCCCCCACCGCCAGCCCGCUCCCGUUUCGUCUUCGUCUACAUCGCCUCUGCGCACCCCUCCACCUGUGACCUCGUUGCCCAGCCCACCCCCCACUAGACCCCCUCCACCUCAGAGCUCUCCCCCCAGCUACGGUGCACCGUCGGCAGGCAGCACACAGCCCUCUGCCCCUCCAGCCUCUCCGGGUUUGCUGGCUAGGCUGGAGGAGACGGAGUCCUCGUCUUCUCCCACUCAGAGCAGGCAGGAACCUGCUCCAAUCCCACUGGCCCCGACUGCACCUCUGCCUGAGGACCCACCGCAGGCUGAUGAGCCAGAGCCAGAGCCCAGGUCCAAAGAGGCAGAAGUUCGCCCCCUGGUGGAGGUAGAGGGAACUGCAGAGGAGGAGUUUGAGGAUCAGUCUGCAGGAGGGGUUGAAGACUUUAGGCCAGAGGUGGACCAGGCAGAACCAACUCCUGUGGAGCAGACGGAGGACUGUGAGGAGUCAGGGGAGGCAGAGGAGAACGGAGUGAGCGACGAGGAGGAUUUAGAACAAAACCAUGUGACUCAGAAUGGUCACUUCACAGAGUCAUGUGACCUGAGACAGGGCAGCCCAGAAUGCUGCACUGGAAACCAUGACAACGCUGAGGAUGAGCAGACUGCCGAGAGUCCAGGACAGUAUGGCUCUGAAAAUGGAGAGGAGUCACCAUCAGACGGACAGUUGUGUGUGCGAGCACUCUACGACUAUCAAGCAGAGGAUGAAACAGAGCUGUCCUUCGAGCCAGGUGACAUCAUCAGAGCCGUGGAAACGGUGGAUAAAGCCUGGUGGAGGGGGUUCAGCAAAGAUGGCCGCCAGGGUCUCUUCCCAGCGAACUACGUGGAAACCAUUUAG
Chanos chanos (milkfish) is the source of this 2051-nucleotide messenger RNA. Its product is annotated as drebrin-like protein B. The transcript is spliced from 15 exons. Gene Ontology annotation, molecular function: actin filament binding. NCBI's taxonomy places the organism in Eukaryota, Metazoa, Chordata, Actinopteri, Gonorynchiformes, Chanidae. Gene Ontology annotation, biological process: positive regulation of axon extension; postsynaptic actin cytoskeleton organization; positive regulation of dendritic spine morphogenesis. The record is from RefSeq and is a predicted model, not a curated record. Gene Ontology annotation, cellular component: postsynaptic membrane; postsynaptic density; site of polarized growth. Bases 63 to 2051 code for a protein of 662 amino acids.